ACACAACGGAAUGGCAGAAGUGGAAGGGAAGCGUAUUGCCAUUGUCGGAGGCGGUUUGGUUGGAGCAUUAGCCGCGUGUUUUUUCGCUAAAAGAGGUCAUCAGGUAGUCGUCUAUGAAUAUCGAUCAGAUUUACGAAUGGAAGAUUCAUCUGGUCAAAGCAUUAAUCUAGCGCUGUCAUUUCGAGGCCGAGAGGCUUUAAGAGCGGUCGAUCUUGAAGAUACUUUGGUAAAACAAAACGCUACUAGCAUGCGCGGCAGAAUGCUUCACGAUAAGAAUGGUAAUCUGAAGGAAGUUCUUUACGAUAAUGUCAAGGGAAAUUGCAUCUAUUCCAUUAACAGGCGAUAUCUUAAUGUGAUUUUAUUGGAUGCCGCGGAGAAAUAUCCAAAGGUGCAAAUCAAUUUCAAUAAAAAACUCGUGGAUGCCAAUUUGGAUAAGGGAAAAAUGAAAUUUUUAAAUGUGAAAACGGGAACGAUAGAAGAUGCAGAAGCUGAUUUGAUAAUUGGCGCGGAUGGUGCGUACUCGAAAGUACGAAAAAUUAUGACUAAAAGACCACUCUUUAAUUACAUACAAACAUAUAUUGAGCACGGUUACGUUGAACUUUCCGUGCCGGCUGGAAAAAAUAACGAGUUUGCGAUGAGCGGUAACAAUCUUCAUAUUUGGCCGCGUGGUGAAUUCAUGAUGACUUCGUUACCGAACAAAGAUCGCACGUUUACUGGCAAUUUAUUCGCUCCAUUUCAUGUGCUGGAAAAACUGAAAACAUCCGUGGCGUUAUUAAAAUUCUACAAUAAGCAUUUUCCUGAUCUUUUGCGGCUAAUCGGCGAGCAAAGAUUGGUGCAACAGUUCUUUGAAAGAGAACCGCAAACGUUAAUAUCGAUUAAGUGUAAACCUUAUCACGUUGGGAAAACGGCUCUUAUAAUUGGCGACGCAGCACAUGCGAUGGUUCCGUUUUAUGCUCAAGGAAUGAAUGCUGGAUUUGAGGAUGUUUUAUUGCUCGAUGAAUUAAUGGAAUGCUAUAAUUCGGACUUUGCCAAAAUUCUACCGAAAUUUUCGGAAUUACGAUGCGACGAUGGCCAUGCAAUAUGUGAUCUUGCAAUGUAUAAUUAUCUGGAGAUGAGAGAUUUAGUAAUGAGAAAAUCUUUCCUUCUACGAAAAUUCGUGGACAAAAUUUUGUAUACGUUCAUUCCCAAUUCCUGGAUACCGCUUUAUUUCAGCGUGCAUUUUACUCGUAUGAGUUUUCGCGAAUGCAUAGCCCAUAAGGAAUGGCAGGACAAGCUCGAGAAGAUUGCCAUCUGCAAAAUGAAGAAAGGAAACAUAACAAUUUAUAGAGAAUAAAAGAAGAUAAUAUUAAAAAAAUUUAAUAUACACAUAUCAUAACGUAUAUAUUAAAUUAUGAAAUGUAGUGAGAACUUUACCGACUACUACAGGUAAUCGAUUUGGAAUAAGACCAAACAAAUACUGAAAGAAUCCUCUACCCGAAAAAAUAACCGGCGCCAAUCCUACGACAUUGCGAAUAUAGUUCUGAAUACAUUUUAAAGUUGAUCCUUCUAUACUGUACACUUGAUUGUAUAAAUCCAUUUCGUCAAAGGAGAAAACGAGAACUAUGUGAACGGGCAUGCUGAAUUAUGAAAUAUUAGAUUUGAAUCGUGUUCACCAUCACGUGUGCACUAUCAUCGUAGUUUUAUACAUCAAACU
Camponotus floridanus (Florida carpenter ant) is the source of this 1693-nucleotide messenger RNA. It is a transcript of the gene cn, whose product is annotated as kynurenine 3-monooxygenase. NCBI's taxonomy places the organism in Eukaryota, Metazoa, Arthropoda, Insecta, Hymenoptera, Formicidae. The transcript is spliced from 11 exons. Gene Ontology annotation, biological process: quinolinate biosynthetic process; NAD+ metabolic process; L-tryptophan catabolic process. Gene Ontology annotation, cellular component: mitochondrial outer membrane. The record is from RefSeq and is a predicted model, not a curated record. Bases 11 to 1333 code for a protein of 440 amino acids. Gene Ontology annotation, molecular function: kynurenine 3-monooxygenase activity; FAD binding; NAD(P)H oxidase H2O2-forming activity.